This is a messenger RNA of Aphidius gifuensis, 2717 nucleotides long. RefSeq names its product proton-coupled amino acid transporter-like protein CG1139. Bases 277 to 1740 code for a protein of 487 amino acids. Lineage: Eukaryota; Metazoa; Arthropoda; Insecta; Hymenoptera; Braconidae. The record is from RefSeq and is a predicted model, not a curated record. The transcript is spliced from 10 exons. Gene Ontology annotation, biological process: amino acid transmembrane transport. Gene Ontology annotation, molecular function: amino acid transmembrane transporter activity. Gene Ontology annotation, cellular component: vacuolar membrane.
AUAUAUAUUUUAAAUAUAUAUUUGGUGGGGAUGAAAAGUUGUAAGCGUUUCUCUACCGUUUUGAUACUGCCAAGAAUGACUUUGGACAGUAUAUCUUUUAGUGAGAUCUCAUCAGUCGCAUGCAGGUACUUGAAGGUUAAACAACUUGUGAAUAUACUGUCUAUAAAAAAAUAUAAAUUUUAUUUAUAAUAAUAAAACUAAUGCGUGAUAACAAGUGUUGAUAAAAAAAACAAAAAAAAAAGUUUUAAAUAAUUUAGAAACAAAUAGACCUUAAAGAUGGAAUUACAUACAAGUCCAACAUCACCAGGUGGUGAUAAAGAUGUUAAAAAAAAAAAUGAAACAAUGUUUGAAGGAUCAAAGAUUAGUGUAAAUGGAGAGAAUUAUGGUGUGUUUAGAUCGAAUGAUCCAAUAUUGACAGUAUCACACAGAAGAAAUGACACUGUUCAACAUGCAUCUGAUGGACAUGGCAUAUCAACAGAUCAUCCAACAUCUUACUGCGAAACAAUGAUGCACUUGUUCAAGGGUAAUGUUGGUUCUGGAAUAUUUGCAUUGGGCGAUGCAUUUAAAAAUGCUGGAUUAUUUCUUGCACCACCACUUACAAUAUUUCUUGGAAUUAUUUGUGUACAUGCACAACACGUACUUCUACAAUGCAAUGAUGAAGUAUGUAAAAUUCUUGGUGAUUCAGUUAAAAAAAAUACAAUUGGUUAUGCUGGUGUUGUUGAGCUAUGUUUUGAAGUUGGACCACCAAGAUUAAGAAAAUAUUCAGUUUUAAUGAGAAAAAUGGUAAAUCUAUUUUUGUGUAUAACGCAGCUUGGAUUUUGCUGUGUUUAUUUUGUUUUUAUUUCAACAAAUGUUAAACAGGUUGCAGAUCAUUAUGGAUUUCAUUUAGAUGUACAUUAUCAUAUGGCAAUUGCUUUUAUACCAAUAUUAUUGAGUACAUGGAUUAGAAAUUUAAAAUAUUUAGCUCCAGUAUCGUCAAUUGCAAAUUUUCUUGUUGUUGCUGGUUAUAUGGCAACUGUUUACAUGAUGACUGAUGAUUUACCAAGUAUCCAAGAAAGAGACUACGUUGCUGGAUGGAAACAAAUACCUUUGUUUUUUGGAACAGUUAUUUACUCAUUUGAAGCAAUAACAUUGGUAUUACCAUUAAAAAAUGAAAUGAAAAAUCCAAAACAAUUUGGUAGUCCACUUGGUGUAUUAAAUCUUGGUAUGGUUGUUGUUGGCACAAUGUUUACAUUAAUGGGUUUUUUGGCAUAUCUUAAAUAUGGUAAUGAUAUCAAAGGCUCGGUAACACUUAAUCUUGGUGAUGGAAUAUUACCCCAGUGUAUCAAGAUUGGAAUAUCACUUAGCAUAAUGCUCACGUAUGCAUUACAAUUUUACGUACCAAUUGCAAUUAUGUGGCCAGCAUAUAGUAAACGUUACGGACCAUACAAUUCACCAAUUUUAGCGGAAACACUUUUCCGUUCAGCAAUUUGUUUUCUCACAUUCAUACUGGCCGAGCUCAUACCAAGACUUGGUCUUUUCAUAACACUUGUUGGUGCAGUCAGUAGUACAGCACUUGCCCUUUUAUUUCCGCCAAUUAUUGAAUUAGUUAUUUGUUCACGUAACAAUACACUGACUGUUUUUAAAGUAUCAAAAAAUAUAUUAAUACUUUUAAUUGGACUCAUUGGUUUUGCAUCUGGUACAUAUGAGAGUGUAACAAAUAUUGCUGUUGCUUUUUUCACUCCAGCACGUGAAACGUAAUAUUAAAUUAAAUAAUAAUUAAAUUAAAUUGAUCGACAAAUAAUAAUUAAAAAAAUAAAAAAUGGAAAAGACAAAUUUUUAAGUUAGUUAUUAAUGAUGAAAAUAUAUUUCCAAUCAUGUGUUUAUUUUAAAGUUCGAUUGAUCGACUUAUCACAAUUUAAUUUAUUAAUUAAUUUUAAAUAAUAUACAAAAUUAAAAAAUAAAUUAAAUAUAUUUGUUAUUUAUAAUUGUAAUUGACUCUUGUUUUCACGUAAAAAUGAUGAAAAUUUUAUUAUUGAACAAAUUGUUGUAUCAAUUAUAAUAUCAGCUUCAAAUUCAGAUGAACCAUCAUUUUCCAAAGGAUAUUCUGAAAACAAAAAAAAUUAAUAAACAUAAACAAAAUAGAAUACUCAAAAAUGAAAUUAUCUAUAUAUAAUUUAAUAUUUAAUUUUAAUUAUUAUUAUGGUUUUUUUUUUUUUCUAAUGAUACUUACUGAGACGUGAAAAUUCCGACUUUGAAAAUAAUGUCGAAGCUUCUUUCUUCAAUAUUGUCAAUUUUAAACAAUUUAAUUUAACCAAAAACUGAAAGAAAAACGUAAUUUAUAUAUAAAUUAAUUAUUCAAAUGUAUAAAAAAAUGAAGAAAAAAAAUUAACUUGUGUACCUCAAUGAGUUCUCUAGUAUGAUAAUAUUGUAAAGCUGGUGAAAAUUUAUCUUGUACUUUAGUCAUAUAAACACCAGGAUUCAUUGAACAAUAUGACAAUACAGAUCCAAGCAUUUUUUCAAAUACACUAUUAUUAAUUUGUCCAUCAACUUUAAUCCAUGGUCUUAUAAUAACAUUGACAUUUUCUGUGGUGCUAAAAAAAAUAAUAAAUUAUUAUAUUAAAUAUUAUAAUCAUGAUAAUAAUGAAAUGCAAAAAAAAACAAAAAAAUUAUCUGGUAUAAUUUUGAUGUUUUAAUAUUAUUUAUGAGUAUUAAAUCUAAGAUUAAAAAAAAAUUAA